Drosophila novamexicana is the source of this 990-nucleotide messenger RNA. RefSeq names its product zinc finger protein 154-like. Bases 1 to 990 code for a protein of 329 amino acids. The record is from RefSeq and is a predicted model, not a curated record. Gene Ontology annotation, cellular component: nucleus. Gene Ontology annotation, molecular function: DNA-binding transcription factor activity, RNA polymerase II-specific; RNA polymerase II transcription regulatory region sequence-specific DNA binding. The transcript has a single exon. Lineage: Eukaryota; Metazoa; Arthropoda; Insecta; Diptera; Drosophilidae. Gene Ontology annotation, biological process: regulation of transcription by RNA polymerase II.
AUGGUCGAAGAAAUCAACAUUAACAGGAAAUGUGCCGAAAUACAUUGCGACGAAUCAUUAGAGUCAAAAUUCCUAAUAAUAUGCAUUUGUGGCAUAUCCAUCGUGGACUACGAUACAUUCCGGCGGCACUUCUGCAAUGAGCAUUUGCAGGCAGAGAUCCGCGUCGGAAAAGGUGAUUUGCUAAAAGAUGCACUUACUCAUGAAGCUAGCGACUCCACGAGUGCCUCUGAUUGCCUAGAUGAGCCCGUGCUUCUGAUGCCAUCGAUCUCAGUGUCAGUGGCAGCAAUAACAGAAAGUCGAUCAGAUGCACUUACCAUUGCCACUGACAAUGUCGACUCCAACUGUAGCGCAGCUUAUGAUGGCCCACAUCUGGGUAAGCAGCCGGAGCAGCGUCCAUAUAAGCCGCGCAAUAAGUCAAACAUAUGCACAUAUUGUGGACGCACUUUUCGACGGCGCUAUCUGCUUGACACGCAUUUAAAUAUACACACCGGCAGCAAGCCCCAUCAGUGCGAGAGAUGUGGCAAACAGUUUCGCGCGAUCUCCACGCUGACGCGACAUUUGCGCACCCAUGAGCAGCGCCAGGCGCUGCAAUGCCAGCAUUGCGAGAAGCUAUUCACCCACCGCAGUGCACUACUUAGCCACGAGUUGCGGCACACACAAGUGCGUCGCUGGGCCUGCACCGUCUGCGACAAGUGCUUCUACACCCGCAACCAAAUGGAUACCCACAGACGCAAGCUACAUGCGAAUCUCAGUGUAGAGAAGGCCGAUUCGACGGAUAAUGCUGACACCAGCUCGGCGCAUUUGCCUUUUGCCUGCGAGCUGUGUAGCAACACUUACCGCAGUGCCUCCACGCUGAGCACCCACAAGUUGAAGAAACACUACCGCUUGGCCAAAUACAGCUGUGAGCAGUGUGAUAAAAAGUUCAUAAAUGCUAAUUAUUUGCGGCAGCACCAGCUAAUACAUGUUAAGCCCGAAGUUCUAAUAAACUAA